Amaranthus tricolor (Joseph's coat) is the source of this 1390-nucleotide messenger RNA. RefSeq lists its product as uncharacterized. Gene Ontology annotation, biological process: nuclear polyadenylation-dependent rRNA catabolic process; nuclear mRNA surveillance; U4 snRNA 3'-end processing. The transcript is spliced from 9 exons. Lineage: Eukaryota; Viridiplantae; Streptophyta; Magnoliopsida; Caryophyllales; Amaranthaceae. Gene Ontology annotation, cellular component: cytoplasmic exosome (RNase complex); nuclear exosome (RNase complex). The coding region runs from base 225 to 1136 and encodes 303 amino acids. The record is from RefSeq and is a predicted model, not a curated record.
UAGAAAAAAAUGUUUUUCUUGAUUUGAAACGUUGUACUCUGGUCUGGGUUCACAACAGAGCUCAGAGCCACAGACAGUCCAAACAGGCGUCCCGCUCCGUUUUCGCACUAUAGUCGCCGAGGAACUCAAGAACGCACCAGCUCCGUCGCUUCAAUCCAAACAGUGUGGUGAUACUUCAAUAUUCCUUUAUAGAGUGCCAAAUUUUUUGUGCUACUAUUUGAAAGAUGGGAUCUUCAAAUGCUUCCGGAGAUUUGUCAGCUGAUAUGGAGAUUGAUGCAUUCAGGCGCUUAUUUCCUGUACAGUUUUAUGAACGUCAUUUUGUUAAGUCUUUAAGGCCUGAUGGAAGAUCACUCAAUUCUGCUAGAGAUACGACUGUGGCCCUUGGGGCUGUUUCAUCGGCUAAUGGUUCUGCACUUGUUAAAAUUGGCUCCACUACAAUGCUUGCUGCAAUCAAGAUGGAAGUCAUGACUCCUUCAACAGAUACACCUGAUGAGGGUAACCUUGCUAUUGAGUUUCACAUGCCUCCUAUUUGUUCCUCACUUGUUAGGCCGGGAAGGCCAGCAGAUGCAGCACCAGUUAUAUCAAAGCAAAUAGCGGACACUAUAUUAAGCGCUGGGAUGAUAAAUUUGAAGGACUUGUGCUUGGACAGUGGAAAAGCUGCUUGGAUGGCUUAUCUGGAUAUCUGUUGUUUGGAUGCUGAUGGUGCUCUUUUUGAUGCUGCAUUGCUUUCAGCAGUUGCUGCGUUUUCUAAUUUGCGUAUUCCAGUUGUAUCCCUGAAUGACGAAGGAAGAGUAUAUAUUGUAUCAGAAGAGGAGGAAGACGGGAAGUCGAGGAAGGAGCUUGUCAAUAAAGAGAGGAGAAAACUCACUUUAAGCAACAUUCCAUUCUCGCUUACCUGCGUUCUUCACAAAAACUAUACAUUAGCUGACCCUACUGCAGAGGAAGAGUCCAUCAUAGAAACUUCAGUGACAGUCGUUUUGAAUGCAGCUGGUCAACUUGUUUCUUUAUACAAGCCCGGUGGACCUGUUCUGGCUUCCUUAGCAGCCAUCCAGGAAUGUGUUGCAUUAACAAGACAGAGAUUGGAGGAACUCCAGCUAAUCUUAAAUGAAGCCAUCUCUGACAUGGAGUUAGAUUAGACGCGAAACGGGUCCUUAGCAGAUAAUCGUAGCUUAAAGUUGUACAAUUUAUGUCGUUUUUGUGGGUGUUUUUCUUCAUACAAAACAUUAGUUACUUGGCCUUUUAGAAUUUGUUUGAAGGUUGCCACAAAGUAAUCCAAUUUUGCUUGUUUAUAGACGACGAGAUUUGUGAUUUGUGUUAGUUUCGACUAUGAUUUUUUUGAAAAAAAACUUGUUGAUAGGCAACUUCAUCUACUCUCCCUCUUUUCGUUAAA